GUGCACUUUGGCUUUAUCCACUUUAUUAAGCUGUGCAUGUUUUAGCAGAACCACAGUGAGUGUCCGUGACACAGUUCAUGAGAAGUGAGAAAGCCGCUAACCAUUUUUAGACAAUAUACUGCGUGUUAAAAGGACAUUAUAUACAACACUGUAGGUGCUUUUUAGCCUUUACUGCCACCCACAGCAAGCAUUUAGAUAUUGAGAGCAAACCCUCAGUGAGAGAGGAAGUGUUUUUGAUGUCUUGGACUUCGAUUAGCUUUGAGUCAACAGUGUGAGCCGAGCUGCUGCAAGACAUUCAUUAACACAGCUAUGGCAGACUUUCAUGGAUAUCAUGUUUCCAUCUUUGGGGCACUAAUGCUUGGGAUUCUUCAGGGUCUGUGUGUUGUUUUAGCUGAUACAGACCCAGAGAAGGUGUUUAAAACUGGGAGCUCCCUGGAUCUAAAUGUACCAUAUCCAAAUGAUUCAAUUGUUUCUUGGGAUUUUAAUGGUAACCAAUUUGCUGACUACUCUAUAAGCCGUAAAUGCUCUGUUAGAGAAUCUCAAUUUAAUGGAAGAUUAAAAUGUGCUCAUGAUGUUAUCGGAGUAACGAUACAAGAUCUCCAACCCCAAGACUCUGGAACAUUCUCCAUUGUUGCAAUUGUACCUGGAAAACAGUAUCCCACAGAGAGUAUUAAAAUUUCUAUUCAAAACCCCAUAAGAGCUGUGCAGAUUGAAAAGACUCAGAGGUGGCUGUUAUCCACAAACAGCUGUGAUGUUGAUGUGACGUGUGCAGCACUUGGAGCUGAGAAUGUUUCCUACCAGUGGAGCGGCUACAGUCUGGGGAGUGAAGCUCACCUGCAGUUUAGGCUCUCACCAGCAGAAGGAGCUGUUACACUGAACUGUACUGCAACUAACAAAGUCAGCUCCAGUUUUGCUACAGAGACACUGAGCUGUAGCUCUGGAACAGGCAUGUUGUAUGUAUGGAUUGGAGUAGCAGUAGGAGUCAUAUUUAUUCUGCUUAUUGCUCUGACCUCUGCCUUGAUCUGCUGGAAGAAAUCUCAGAAAGAUGGUACUGAUGUUGCUGAUGGAAAUACAUUGUAUGCAGAGGUUAAUCCUGGGGCUACUACAAAGAAAGAUAAACGAUCUGACAGUGUCGCAAAUGGAAUGACAUUAUAUGAAACAGUGGAUGACCUCAGAAAUGAUAUGGAAAAGCCUGCACAGACUAUUUAUGCUAAAGUGACACUUCCACAUCAUGCAAAAGUCGUCGUUACUUCUUCCUCGCCAUAUCAGCAAGUUCUGUAACCUGUAAAGUUGGCAAAAUACUUUACUGUCUUUGUUGAAUAUUGUCUGUGAACAGUUUUUGUUUUAUUGUAUGUGAUCAAUUGAGUAUUAUUAACUACUGUAUAUACAGUAUCUCUGCAGCGUAUCUUACUGUUUUUAUUACAUAUUUAUUUAUUUGUAUUUUAUAAUUAUUAUAACUUUCAUAUAAGAGCUGUCUUGGGUGGAUUGUGAGUACAAAAUGAUUACACAUAUUUUGUCUUCAUAAUCUAAUAUUUUAGAUCAUAUGGAUUGACUGUAAUCAUACUGUGUAAUGUAUGAAGUUAUGUAAAUUGAUUGAGCUUUUUAUUACAUUCAUAUUAAAUUAAAUUUUAACACACCAAAAAAACAGAAAUAAAAACAUUCCCAAACACAGGCAGCUUUAAGCUUCCUUAAUGUUUGUAAACUGCACUCUCCUGUACCCCCUUAUACUCUACUGUACACGUGUUGUGAUGUUUCUGUGGUUAAAUGGAUUUACAUUGUCUUCUGCUACUGGCUCAUUGUUGACAAAAGUCUAAUACAAACAUUUAAAUAUGGAUGGCAGCCACACUG
Tachysurus vachellii is the source of this 1848-nucleotide messenger RNA. RefSeq names its product CD48 antigen. Lineage: Eukaryota; Metazoa; Chordata; Actinopteri; Siluriformes; Bagridae. The coding region runs from base 310 to 1281 and encodes 323 amino acids. The record is from RefSeq and is a predicted model, not a curated record. The transcript has 7 exons.